AAUUCACAACAAGCGUACAACAGCUGGUGAUAAGAUAACCUCUUGUAGGAAAAAGGCUACGUUAUGUCACAAAAAACCUAAGAAAUGCCAAAAAACUCCGACGAAAUGCCACUUUUCAAGAUACGUAAUACCAGUGCCGGACAUCAAGUUUCGGGGUCGCUUUUACAGCAUGAAUAGCGGAAAGAGGUGCGUUUGUAAAUCAAUGUAAUACUGUACACAGUAAUGGAAUGUAGAUUGUUCGAUGAAAUUUUACUCUGGAAUACUGUGAAACUUUAUUUUUAGAACGCCAAAAUAAUUACAGAGUCAUAUAAUGACACUUGACGACAGCCGACUAAUUUCUAACUACGUUUUCUGGGGCCAUUUUACUUAUUAUAAGAAACGCUAUGGAUGUGGAGCAACCUAUUCAUCGUGAAAAAUAUAUAUUCUGACAAUGAGCACUAUUUCCAUACCCAAAUAAAGUAAAACAAUGAACCAUGAAAAUGACAAGUUAGAGAACUCUUAUUCCCAAGUUUUGAGCUAGAGAAGAAAACACAGUUUUGACAUUGCAGAAGGAUUACCUUGUUCUUUACCGAACGCAUGAACAGUUUGUGCCUUUCAUUUAUUCAAAAAUAACUUUCAAUAUUAUAAAACCAUUGCUAAGCUACAAAAAUGUCCAUCAGUUUUACUAGUAUAGUCAGCAGAUGCUGUAUCAGAUCAUUGGAAGAUAAAUUUGUAUUAUUAAGUGUAAAUAAUAGCAGCUUGGUACAAACUCGUGAGAAAUCCUUAUACCCAAAUUACCCUAGACUACGAAACCCUACUUGGUUUACAAAGAAAAUCAGAGCUGAGAGUACAGAACUGAUAACCCACGAAAAUCAAGACUUUUUAAAGGAAGUAGUGCAAGAUAGAUUCCAUGAUGAAGUUGCCCAUGAAGAGAUAACACAAGUUGAGUGGACACCUAAUCUUCAAAGAACGGGUGUAAUAGCAAGGAAAAUAGGGGUGUAUCCACUCUGGUUUAAAGAUGGCAAACAAAUUAAAACAACCUUACUACAGGUUUUAGACAACCAUGUGAUAAAAUACUAUUCCCCAGAAGAAUAUGAUCCACCAAGAAAACGAGUACAAAAAAUUUAUAAUAAAAAAGGUUGUCUUCUAUUAGGAGCUGAAGCACAGGAUCCAUCGACAUUUACUAGGGAAUACUGUGGCCUUUUUAAAGACUCUGGUGUCAUUCCAAAGAAGACAUUGGGCAGAUUUUUCAUCAGUCCUAAUGCUAGACUUCCUGCUGGGACUCUCGUCACUGCUAAGCAUUUUCAAGUUGGUAAUGUAGUGGAUGUUAGAGGAAAAACGAUAGAUCGUGGUUUUCAAGGUGUGAUGAAGAGACAUGGUUUUAAAGGAAUGCCAGCUUCCCAUGGAGUAACAAAAACACACAGAAGAGGUGGUAAUAUUGGAGGUGGUGGUGAAAAAGGCAGAGUUUGGCCAGGUACCAAGAUGCCAGGACAUAUGGGAAACAGGUACCGAAUAGCAUUUGGUUGUAAGAUACUUAGGAUGAACACAAAACAUAAUGUUCUUUGGGUGACAGGGCAAGCUAUUCCUGGUGAAACUAACUCAAUAGUAUAUGUUUAUGACACCAGACUGCCUCUCAGAAAACCACAAAAGCCAUUGCCAUUCCCAACAUUCAUAGGUACAGCUGAUGAUCUUCCUGAAGAUAUCUAUGAUGAGUCAGUCCAUUCAUUUGGAGAACCAUCUAUCAUGUUUAAUGAGAGUUAAAUUUUUUUAAUUUGUUUCAUAGUAGCUGUAGGAAAUAAAGUUUGUGUUGACUCGCA
Molecule: messenger RNA, 1796 nt
Organism: Acanthoscelides obtectus
Lineage: Eukaryota; Metazoa; Arthropoda; Insecta; Coleoptera; Chrysomelidae
Source: the annotation of a GenBank genome assembly